This is a messenger RNA of Capronia coronata CBS 617.96, 1221 nucleotides long. RefSeq lists its product as uncharacterized. The transcript has a single exon. The record is from RefSeq and is a predicted model, not a curated record. NCBI's taxonomy places the organism in Eukaryota, Fungi, Ascomycota, Eurotiomycetes, Chaetothyriales, Herpotrichiellaceae. Bases 1 to 1221 code for a protein of 406 amino acids.
AUGUUGGCGAACACCCCACGGACGGCCAUACGGUCAACACGAGUCUUGAGAAUUCGUCAACCAAUCCGACCUAGACAACCUCGCAACCUCCGGUUUCAGUCCACCUCGACACCCAAGGAUGCAGCAUCAUCCUCAGCCACAAGCCCUGCUCUAUUGGGUGGCUUGGCUGGCGGAACAAUCGCGCUGGUGGGAGGCUACAUGUGGUACUACUUCUCGGGUGCGAAGACUGUUGUGAACAACGUUCAUGCUGCCAAAUCUUAUGUCGACAGCGCCUUCAAAAAGACAACCGAGGCCGCUCCUGAACCUAAUCAAGCUAUCCAAUGGCUCCGUGAAACGGUGAACAGCUACACAAAGAUGAUCCCCGGAGCCUCUAAGUACGUGGACUCAGCGUUCGAUGACCUCGACAAGGUGCGCGAAAAGCACGGAGAUGAUGUGGACAAAAUCAUUCAUCAAACAUAUGAGGAAUUGAAAGGCGUGACCAAGGCCGGCUUCAGCGUCGAGGCAGUCAGCAAGGCUUGGGAUGUGCUGCAAAAAUGCUUCAGCCGCAUCGCGAGUCUAGCCUCGGACGCUGCAGACGACAUCCUCGACAACCACCCCGAACUGAAGGAUAAAGUUGGUGGCAACCUUCAACAGCUCAAGAAGAUGGGCGAGCAAUACGGGCCCGAGGCCAAGCAGAAGGUCGAUGAGACAUGGCAGCAAGUCCGCGAUAUCAUGAAAGGUGGCGUUAGCAUGGAGACUGUGAACAAGCUACAAAGCUUGGUUCAAGAGAAGACACAGGAGGUCAAGAAAUACGGCGACCAAGCAUGGCAGAAAGGGCUCGAGCAAGCCAAGCCCCUUCUCGACAAGCAACCGCAAUUGAAGCAAUUACUCGAGACCAACAAGGACAAACUCCUCCAAGGCGACCUUGGCCAACUAUGGCAGAAGGUGCAAGAGGCGACCAAGUCAGGCAGCACAGACGAUCUUCAAAAGUUUGUCAAGGAGCAAGCCAGUAAAGCCACAGGCGGCGGUGGUGGAAUCGAACAAUUCCUCCAAAUGAUUCCCGGUGGAAAAGAGCUUGGGCCCAAGCUGCAACAGUUACAAGAGCUGAGCCAGAAGCACGGACAGGAGGCAGAGAAGUUGGUGAAGAGCGCAAUCGAGGAUAUUCAAAAGGUGCUGUCACAAAAGGUUGAGGAAGGUCAGAAGCUGAAGGAAAAGGCAAAGGCUGAUGCGAAAAAUCAAUAA